Molecule: messenger RNA, 1378 nt
Organism: Papilio machaon (common yellow swallowtail)
Lineage: Eukaryota; Metazoa; Arthropoda; Insecta; Lepidoptera; Papilionidae
Exons: 3
Coding region: 274-783 (169 amino acids)
Source: RefSeq, a predicted model, not a curated record
CCACCUGGAGCUCCUCUUGUAGUUUCCCUACAAAGGGAACUCGAGGUGGUUUUCUCGGGAUGAUAACUUUUAUGUGGUCAGUCGCUCGAGGGGGGCCUCGACAAUCAUGAGGUGCGCCAGCGACCGGUGUCCAGCGCACUGGAUACUGCGGGAUGGAAUUUAUUACUUUAAGUAAUUCAAAAACUGCGAUUUCGACACUCAACGUUUAAAGCUGGACCGACGAUUGGGCAGCACAAUCAUUCCCCUACUCCCUGGGUGCUUAAUUGCAAUACAAUGUUCCAGGAACUAAAGAGGAGGGCUUCAGAGGAGAGUAUUCCUCUGAAUGCCAUAUAUGAGGAAGAAGCUGCCAGAUAUCCGGAUGCUGCAUCUCACCUGCUCUACGAGAGUGUGCUGCCAUCGAUGCGGAAGUGGAGGAGAAACUCACAGCCGGCUCAGCCACGCACCUUGGAGGAAUAUGCGGUGGCCUUAUCAGGCCAUCGCUUGUUAAGUCCUGCUCUUUUCGCCACUGUGUCGGUGGCGGAAGGAAAAGCUGUCAUAUUAGUCAUGCGCGGUUUCGAACGUUGCAUCGCUGACAGUGAAGUGCUAGUCAUCGAUGGAACAUUCCUGACUGUCCCAGCUGGAUUGUCAAUUUGCCAAAUUUUAACGGUACACAGUAUAAUUGCUGGACACAAUUUUCAUCCUGCUGUAGUCCUGAUGCAGAACCGUCCUCUGUAUGAGGCAGUUUUCCUUAGAAUUUGGCAAGCAGCUGGCAAUCCAAGACCACAACAAAUUAUAACAGAUUAGAGAGUGCAAACGAGCAGAUUGUUGGACGUAGGCGUUGAGGCUGUUGUAGAUAACGUCCCAGAAUUCGCUCAAGAAGUUGUCAUUGCAGACAACAUUGAGCAGGUAGCACCGGAGGUGGUCCAGGCUCCUAUUCUGGAACCCGCCGAUGUCCUGCCCGCGUCUCCCCCCCGCCACGAUAAUGAUCGCGAACCUCAACCCCUUCAUUGCAACAUCUGUGCGACUAACCCACUCGAAGUGGUGUUGAUCCCAUGCGGUCACACGCAAUGCCAAACUUGUCUGGACCGUUUGUUUGAAUUAAAUUAUGUAAUUUGCCCAGUCUGUCGCUCUAAUGUUCAAUUUUCGAAUCGAAUUUUUUUUAAGAAAUGAGGGGAGCGACUAGAUACUUGUAAUGGGUAUUGUAAAUAUAGCUUGUAAACCUUUUACAAGUAUGUUAGAGAUAAAUUUUAUUUUCAUUUAAUUUAAAUUAAUUAUUAAGAGAUACUAAACUCGGAUUCGAGAAUGAAAGUGAAUAGUCAUUACUCCUAAUAUAACCUAAAAGAAUCAGUUACUAUAAAAACACAAUGUAGAACAAAGUCCUAAAUUAGACGAUCACAUA